Molecule: messenger RNA, 1511 nt
Organism: Diatraea saccharalis (sugarcane borer)
Lineage: Eukaryota; Metazoa; Arthropoda; Insecta; Lepidoptera; Crambidae
Source: the annotation of a GenBank genome assembly
AAAAUGUCAUUGAUAUUAUCAUUUUAUAUGAUAUCAGUAGAUCCUGUUUAAAAAUUAAAGGUUAAACUUCAAACCAUCGGACGCUAUCAUAUUAUUGUAGAUUAUCUAGGUGUAUUUACCCACCCAUAAGUUGUUUCUCAAGAAGAAGAAGUCGAGUUGUUAUUUAUAAAUUGGAGAUAUUAAAAGCAAGUUUCAAAUGGUCAGUAUUCUUCAAUAAAAAGAAAGGUGGGUGCUAAGCUACAAAACCAAAGAAAUUGGUUUUAUUUAUAUAUGAUAUACAUAAAUUAGAGAUUCUAAUAGCAAUAAACUUAGCUUCUCUAGCACCUACCUUUAAAUGUGUUGCUGCCAUACAAAAAAUAUAUAUAAAUAAAUUUUACUAAAUAUGUUCCAGGAAUCUCGGGCUUUUGACCAAAUAUUGGGAAUAAUAUUGAAUUUUAUGUUCCCUAUCAAAAUGUUAUUAAGAACUUAUUCUUUAAGCAUCUUGAUGAUUGACAUAGUGUGGGUAGUGGUCAAUGCAAUAUGUGCAGUUUUGCAGGCAUCUUUUGAACUGUUUAGACCACCACCAUUGAAGUCUGUCAGAUUGGAGACUGCUCUGGUUAUCGGUUCCGGUAGAGGGGUGGGCCGUGAUAUCGCAAUCCAGUUAGCAAACCUAGGGGCUAUAGUAAUUUGUGUUGAUAAGAAUAAAAGGAAUAACCAGGAGACUGUUGAUAUUAUCAAGAAGAAAGGAGAUUCUGCUGUCAGUUAUAUUUAUGAUAUAACUUCAAAAGAUAAUGUAGAAAACUUAGCAGCACAGAUAAAAAAAGAUUUAGGCUCUGUUACUAUGUUGUUUUAUUGCUGUGGGAUACCUAGUCCAAGAUCAUUGCUGACUCAACCACCAUUUGAUAUACAUGAUACAUUGGAUCUCACAUUGACUUCAUAUUAUUGGUUGAUUGAUCAAUUUAUGCCUACUAUGAAAGCAAAGAAUCAUGGGCAUGUGGUGGCACUAACAUCUGUUGCUGGAUUAAGUUAUAUCAAAGAUCAGAUGCCCCUAAGUGUAGCACAGUUUGCAGUCCAAGGCUUGGCAGAGUCAUUAAUGGAAGAUCUUAGAAUUAACAAAAUUGAUGGUGUCCAUGUCACUCUUGUACAUAUUUAUCCAUUUAUUGUCAACGAUGAUACCACAGAUUUGAGACUGAGAAUCCCAAGUUAUUUUGGAACAAUAACAUCGAGCCAAGCAGCCUCCAGUAUACUGGAGAGUGUGAGACGUAACUACCCCGAGGCUUCAGUACCGAAGCACCUGCUGUACCUCGGUCACCUACUGCGAAUCCUACCGCGGAAGGCGACCGUCCUCAUCAGGGAUCUGCUCGAUACCGGAGUAGACUUCGCAUGACAUGCACAUGUCAGUGUAAUAAUAUUAUUGUAAUGUAAAGGCGUAGGAAUUAUAAUAUGUGUGACAGCCUUUACUGCACCAAAAAUAAUCAAUGGCCACAUAAAUCCUUUUUAUAUCUAGUUUUGUAUUUCCAAAUAUUUCUUUU